GAAUAAGGAGAGCUCAAGAGAGCGUAUGGUAGGCAACAAUGUUCAGUUGCACUUAAGAUUUCGUUCAGUAUUGAGGUUCGGGAGUCGAAUAAAAAAAAAAAAAUCAAAAGGUUCGGGGCUGAGACAAUGCUACUUUUUGUUGAGGGCGCAAAUUAGCGUAGCAAACAGAGGUGAAGAAACUAACUCUGUCGUGACUCUGGACGAAAAUUUACCACGAUGAAGAUGAACAUAAAAAUGCCAAAGACGAUCGUUCGCUAUUUAUCAGUACUGGCAAUAUUAAGAGCAACUGCGAUCACGGCAAGUGAUAAUCAACACUAUCAACCACCAUUGGAAUGUUACGAUCCAUACGGAAGACCACAGCGCUGUAUACCCGAGUUCGAGAAUGCUGCAUAUCAGGUUGAAAUUGAAGCAACAAACACUUGUGGUGAAGAUGGAGUGACGAAUUUUUGUGUGCAAACUGGAUACUCGAAUCGGAAGAGUUGCGAUGAUUGUCGAGAGAAUCAACAUGCGCCACACUUUCUGACCGAUUUACACGAUCCGACCAACCCUACAUGGUGGCAAUCAGAAACCAUGUUCGAAGGAAUUCAAUAUCCGAACCAAGUCAAUCUAACGCUGAACCUUGGAAAGUCGUUUGAUAUUACGUAUAUUCGAAUUGUUUUCUACUCACCGCGUCCAGAAUCGUUCGCCAUUUACAAACGAGUAACACCAAAUGGCACGUGGACUCCAUAUCAGUACUACAGUGCUACUUGCCGUGACACCUAUGGUCUCCCCGAUUCUCUUUCGGUAAUGAAAGGAGAAGAUGAAUCUCGUGCAUUAUGUACCAGCGAGUACAGUGACAUUUCUCCUUUGCGUGAUGGCAAUAUAGCGUUCUCGUCGCUCGAAGGAAGGCCUAGUGCAAUAAACUUUGAGCACAGCCUAGAACUACAGCAAUGGGUCACUGCCACCGACAUUCGUAUAACGCUGGAUCGAUUGAACACCUUCGGAGAUGAAGUAUUUGGAGAUGCACAGGUGCUUCAAUCUUACUUCUACGCCAUUGCCGAUAUUGCAGUUGGCGCCAGGUGUAAAUGUAACGGCCAUGCAAGCGAAUGUAUCACAAGUACCAGCAAUAGUGGCCAGCGUGGUCGAGUAUGUAAAUGCCAGCACUUUACCGACGGACCUGAUUGUGAAAAAUGUUUACCUUUUUAUAACGAUGCUCCAUGGGGACGAGCCACAUCAAAGAAUGUACAUGAGUGCAAACCAUGUAACUGUAACGGAUAUUCAACCAAAUGCUUCUUCGACCGUCAACUGUACAAUUUAACUGGUCAUGGAGGUCACUGCAUUGAAUGUGGAGCUAAUCGUGAUGGGCCGAAUUGUGAGCGCUGCAAGGAAAAUUUCUACAUGCGUGAAGACGGGUACUGCAUCAAUUGUGGAUGUGAUUCAACUGGUUCCAGGUCGCUACAGUGCAAUGCAGAAGGAAAGUGCCAGUGUAAACCGGGAGUAACUGGAGAGAAGUGUGAUCGCUGUGAAAAUAACUUUUACAAUUUCGGACCCCAUGGUUGCCAACCUUGUAAUUGCGACGUGAGAGGAUCGUUCGAUAACACUCCUUCCUGUGAUCCUGUCAACGGGGUUUGCGCUUGUAAAGAAAAUGUAGAAGGAAGACACUGCCGCGAAUGCCGACCUGGAUACUUCAAUUUGGACCUAGAGAAUAAAUUUGGAUGUACUCCAUGUUUCUGUUAUGGUCACACCAGUGAAUGUACAAGUGCUGCCGGAUACUCUAUAGUAUCUACUACUUCUAAUUUCAACAAACACAAGGAAAAGUGGACAGCAGCUACUGCUAGUGGAACUGCUGUGGACAUUAAGUACAACUCAAAAGGACAAAGUAUAGGUGUUGGCGCUCAAGGGUACGAACCAACAUACUUCCUGGCUCCAGAUCGUUUCCUCGGAGACCAACGAGCAUCAUACAAUAAAGUUUUGAAAUUCCGAUUACAACUUGUUGGACAACCAAGACCAGAUGUGUCUACAUACGAUGUUAUACUUCAAGGAUCAAACAGCAGCAUAUCCCUCCCGAUAUUCGCUCAAAAUCAACAAAUGCCGGAUGAUGAAAUGAAGGAAUUUUCCUUUACGCUACAUGAACAUCCUGAAUAUUCGUGGCAACCGUCAAUGUCUGCAAGAGGGUUUAUGUCCAUUUUGAGUAAUCUCACUGCCAUUAAAAUAAGAGCUAUUUAUUCCGACUAUGGAGAAGCAUUUUUGGAUGAUGUCGAGCUUCAAACUGCACAUCGAGGAGCUGCUGGUCGUCCAGCCACUUGGAUUGAACAAUGUACUUGUCCUGAAGGAUAUUUAGGGCAAUUUUGCGAAUCAUGCGCACCCGGUUACAGACACAACCCUGCUUUGGGUGGACCAUUCAUGCCUUGCAUCCCUUGUGAUUGUAACAAACAUGCCGAGAUAUGCGACUCUGAAACGGGAAGGUGUAUCUGUCAGCAUAAUACUGCAGGCGAUACAUGCGAUCAAUGUGCCAAGGGAUAUUAUGGUAACGCUUUAGGAGGAACUCCAUAUGACUGCAAACGCUGUCCUUGUCCAAAUAAUGGAGCAUGUAUGCAAAUGGCGGACGAAUCUGUUAUAUGCCUUGAAUGUCCAGUUGGAUACUUUGGCCCCAGAUGUGAACUAUGUUCCGAUGGUUAUUACGGCGACCCUACUGGUGUGCACGGUGCCAUUCGAAUGUGCCAGUCAUGCGACUGUAAUGGCAAUGUUGAUCCAAACGCAGUUGGUAAUUGUAAUCGCACUACGGGCGAAUGCUUGAAAUGUAUUCACAAUACAGCUGGCGUCCACUGUGACCAAUGUUUACCAGGUCAUUUUGGAGAUCCUCUUGCGUUGCCGCAUGGAAACUGCGACCAAUGUAGUUGUUAUCCGAGAGGCACUGAACAAACAGACAAGGGCAUUUCCAUAUGUGAUCCCAAUAAUGGAAACUGUCAAUGUAAGCCCAAUGUAAUAGGCCGCAAUUGUAACGAAUGUAAAAAUGGUUUCUGGAAUUUAUACUCUGGAAAUGGGUGCGAAAAUUGCAAUUGCGAUCCAACGGGAAGCUUCAAUUCAUCGUGUGAUACAUUUAAUGGUCAAUGUUAUUGCAAACCAGGAGUUGUCGGCACAAAAUGCGAUAAAUGUGCAGUAGCUCACUACGGAUUUUCACCUGAAGGAUGCAACUCUUGUGACUGUGAUCCUAGUGGAUCGAAGGGUUCCCAGUGUGAUCAAUACGGACAGUGCCCAUGCAAUGACAAUGUAGAAGGAAGACGUUGUGAUCGUUGUAAAGAAAACAAGUAUGAUCGCCACCAAGGUUGUCUCGAUUGUCCGGCAUGCUAUAACUUAGUGCAAGAAGCAGCAAAUGAACACCGUCAAAAAUUGGCAGAUUUGAAUAAAAUUUUACAAGAUAUUCAAUCGAAACCGAUUGUCAUAGACGACAACGAAUUUGUUUCAAAACUUCGAGCUGUUCAAGAUAAAAUUGAUAUCUUAGUAGAAGAUGCAAAGAGUGGCUCAGGAGGAGGCGAAAAGACACUCAAUGAGAUGCUGCAAGAUUUGGAAAAACGAUUAGAAACCGUUAAGGAUUUACUCAACAAGGCUGAUCAAUCGCAAAAAAUGACGGAUUUGAAAAUAGGAAAAGGAACCAGCAAUGCAACAAUAGCAAAAAAUAAAAUACAAGAAGCUCGCAAAGAGCUCGACAAUGCAAUCGACUUGUUGCAAACGGAUGGAAAUGGAGCGUUGAACAGGGCACGGGACAUAUCUGGACGACUGGGCAAUCAAACCAACCAAAUCAGUGGAAUUUCUCGAGAAGCACGACAGUAUGCCGAUCAGUUUAAAAAAGAAGCAGAUGAGAACAAAAAAGAAGCAGAAGAAGCUCUUGACAAGGCCACUAAAGCGCAUAAUAUGGCAAAAAAUACAAUUAAUUUACAAUCCAACAUUAGCGAAGAGUUCCGAACGAAUAUUUCAACUGAAAUACAACAAGCUAAAGAUAAACUUAACACAGUUUCGAAGCUAACAGAACAAGCCUUAAUCAAAGCUAAUGAAGUAUAUGAUGAUGCCUUAUCACUUUUCGUAGCUGUCAACAACUUAUCUCCACCUAGCAUUGAUAUUGAUCACAUUAAAAAAGAGUCAAACAAAUAUAACAAGGAAGCAGACAAAAUAAAUGAUGAUUUGGAUUUAACAAUAGAGGACCAUAACAAUCUUUUGACUGACGUCAGCGACAACAUAGAACUUGCCCAUACGUUACUUGAGAGAGCCGAAUCGCAGAAGGAUGAUGCCAUAAGAGCUUUGCAGGAACUGGAAUUCGCAAGAGAACUAGCAGAAAAAGCUGUAGCUGAAGGAGAUGGAACCCUCAAGAAAGCCAACUUCACCUACCACACACUGUCAGGGUUCAAAAACCAAGUCGAAGAAUCUAAACAAAAAGCCGCAGAAGCCCUCGAAACUGUGCCCAGUAUUGAACGACAAAUUGAUAAUGCUAUAGAACUGAUUGCCAACUCAGAAGCAGCAUUGAGAAGCGCCAAUAUUAACGCUGCCGAAUCUCGUCAAAAUGCACAAACGGCUCAGAAGAAGUACGCCGAAGAAGCAUCCAAGCUUGCUGAUAACAUCAAGAAGAGAGCUAACACAACGAAAAACACUGCUCGUGAUUUAAGGCAUGAAGCCGACCAACUAAACGGCAGAUUAGCUAAAACAGAGAACAGUCUCUCAGAACGAGAAACGAAUAUUCGUAAAGAUUUCAACCUCACGAAAGAGGCAAAGGAGAAAGUUGGCCAAGCUCAGCUAAACUCAAACGAAGCUAAAUCUCAAGUUGAAAAGGCUAUGAAGGAUAUCAAGGCUAUCAUCGAUGAACUAGCUGAUUUACGCGAUAUUGACAUCCAAAGUCUGGACGAUCUAGAGAACCGUUUAAUGGCAGCUGAGAAAGAAUUGGAAGAUGCACAACUUACAAACAAGUUGCAUGUUUUGAACGAAUCUAAAAAUAUUCAGUCACAGAACAUCAAAAGCUAUCAACGUGAAUUAGCAGAACUGGAAAGCGAAGUGGCAAAUAUAAAAAUGAUCGCUGAUUCUUUACCUGAGCAUUGUUACAAAAGAACACGACUUGAACCAUAGACAACAUGUCAACUGAACUCCCGACCUGACGGAAGUAAAUAGCUGCCGCUUCAUCGACAUCCGUGUGCCCCUUCAUUAACGGUUUACACCAUUUGAAUUAAAUCAUGCAUUUAUGAAACCAACUAUGUGCCAACAGCGAACAAUAUAAUUUAAGAAAUAUAUUUUUAAACGAUGUGUGUUUAAACGAGAUAGUCAGAUAAUACUCCGUCACUCGUAUUUAAUCAAUACUAAAAUCCUUUGUAUGGUUUUGAAGUGCAGUUAUUCAAACCAAAAAUUCAAAUAAUGUAACAAACUUAUACAGUUACUUAAAUAUGAAAAUCAAAAUUGAUAAACAAAAUUAUAAAUGUUUUUGAAUACAGUAAACAUAUGAGUGCAUACAUAUAAUUGCAUAUUUGUACCAGUAAAGCAAAGUUUAAAUAAAAAAAAUCAUUAUUUAAUCAGUCAUGAUAGUCACGAGUAUGCAAUUAUAGGCAACAUA
Molecule: messenger RNA, 5569 nt
Organism: Aedes albopictus (Asian tiger mosquito)
Lineage: Eukaryota; Metazoa; Arthropoda; Insecta; Diptera; Culicidae
Gene: LanB2
Product: laminin subunit gamma-1
Exons: 12
Coding region: 217-5091 (1624 amino acids)
Biological process (GO): animal organ morphogenesis; substrate adhesion-dependent cell spreading; tissue development
Cellular component (GO): basement membrane
Source: RefSeq, a predicted model, not a curated record